Molecule: messenger RNA, 297 nt
Organism: Pelecanus crispus (Dalmatian pelican)
Lineage: Eukaryota; Metazoa; Chordata; Aves; Pelecaniformes; Pelecanidae
Source: RefSeq, a predicted model, not a curated record
ACAGGAGAUGUUUCUGCUUAUGAUUCCAUGUUUAAAAGACCAGAGGGUUACAACAAAAAUCUUCACCGAUGUGACAGAGAACACGCAAAGAGUCGUGGUCUUAACAUUAAUGAGGAGGAAAUGGCAAGACCUGUCGCUGUUUUGUCAUCUUCAGAGUAUGGGAGACGCAUAAAUAAGCCCGUAGAGCAGCCAAUCCGAGACCAUGGAAGGAUUAAUCACGUGCAGGCAGAAUUCUACAGGAAAAAUGGCAUCACCUGCUUAUUAGAAAAACCUUCUCCAAGCCUGGAUCCAUGCUAA